Molecule: messenger RNA, 1301 nt
Organism: Paramecium primaurelia
Lineage: Eukaryota; Ciliophora; Oligohymenophorea; Peniculida; Parameciidae
Source: the annotation of a GenBank genome assembly
AUGGAUUAAUCAACAAUAAUAGAUGAAUCAGAAUAGUCUUUAGAAUAAUCUAGAAGAGUUGAACCAACUGUAUCAGAUAAAAUGAAAAGAAAUGAAUCUGCAACACUCAAAUAAAAAAUAAUUAAGUAGCAAUUGUACAUGCAUUUAAGUUAAGUUUCAUUCGAGAAGUGUAACAAAGCAAACUACCACUUGAUUCUAUGCCUAACAUAGUAUAAUAAAAAAUCAGCGAAUUUGAAGAUGAAUUUUAAGAUCUAUGGAAAGAAUCUGAUGAAUAUUUAAGAGAAAAUGGAGAGGCCAUUGAAAAACUUGUAAUGAAACCACUUUGUUCAAAGUAUAUUCAUAAAUCAUUAUUAUUAGAUUAAUAUUAAUUGAUCCAGUCAAAGAUAGAGAAAUUGAAUUUUCUAUGAAAGCAUAUUCAUUUGUUUAAGCUAAACAUCUUGACAUUGAUGAAAACAUUGAAAAACAUAAAAUGUUUAAUUAAGUAAUUGAUUGUAAAAAUUGUAAAUAAUAUCUUAGUAAUAUCUAAAAUUGAUAAGGUAGAAACACCAAGAGAAAAAUUAAAUUGUAUUGUUAAUGCAGGCAAAUAAACUAGUGGUAAUAGAUAUAUAUAUAAUAAAAUAGCUAUUGUUAAUUAAAUGGCUAAUAAUUAACCAACAGGUGCUGAUAAUUUAUUACCUGUUUUAAUAUAUGCCACACUCAAGGCUUAACCAUAAAGAGCUUAUUCUAAUAUCUUAUUUGUUAGCUAUUAUAGAUCACCAAAGAGAAUUACAGGAGAAGAUGAAUAUUAUUUUACUACUUAUGAAUCGACUCUACAAUUUAUUGAAAAAUUAGAUUAUCAUAAAUUAAAUAUCAAUCAUCAAGAAUUUCAAGAACUAAGUAAAGAACGUUUAGAUAUUAUUAAAAAUUCAUAAAAUGUAAAUAUAUAUAUUCAUAUCAAUUAUAGGAAUUAACUUAAAAUGGAAUUUUUAAUAUGGAUACACACUAAAAUUAUGUCAAUCUGUAAAUGAUUAAAAUGAAAAUAUAAGAUCUACAACGUAAAUCAAAAUUUUAUGAAUAAUCAAAGAAAUAUCGAUUAAAAUUCAAUCAGAAAUAGUUAAAUGUAUAAUUAUAUAUAUUUUAUUUAGAAUAUCACUUUGAAUGAAAUACCAGAAUUUUAUGAUGAAUAUUAAAAUCUAUAUAAGAAUUUAAUUGAAAUGCAAAAGGAUAUCCAUAAUCUAUAUGAAUUAACUAAUGAAAUUAUUAAGGAAAGUUAAAGUGAAACUAAGAAAGUGGCUACUCGAAAGUUCUUUGGAAUUCUAUGA